AUGAUGAACAGCGAUCAAGCAACCAAGCACGAGCACGAGGGUUUGGCUUCGGUCCCUACUGAUCCUCAGGAUGUCGAAGUCCAUGUCAUCGACGCCCCUAUAUCUCACGAUGCUGUCUUUGGUGACAUCACAGGAGAUGGACCUAACUACCGCAAUGUUGGAUGGCUAGGAACAUCUGCUUUGAUGAUGAAGACCCAGAUCGGUCUGGGCAUUCUAUCCAUACCAUCGGCCUUCCACACGCUCGGCAUCAUUCCUGGCGUCAUUUGCCUUCUGCUCAUUGGAGGCAUAACAACAUGGUCUAACUAUGUGAUUGGUACCUUCAAACUCAACCAUCGCGAGGUUUACGACAUUGGCGAUGCAGGUGGUAUCCUGUUUGGGCGAAUUGGACGAGAGUUUCUCGGCAUCAGUUUUGCCUUGUUCACCAUCUUCGCAAUUGCAUCCGGUAUUCUUGGUAUUUCCAUUAGCUUCAAUGCUUUGUCGGACCAUGGAACUUGCACUGCUACCUUUGUUGCGGUGGCAGCUAUCAUUGUCUUCUUGUGUGCCAGUAUUCGUACACUGGGUCGAAUGAGUUGGCUGGCUUGGGCCGGACUCAUUCCUCUUCUGAUUGCCGGUUCGUCUUCCACUCCAAUUCACAUCUUUAUAGAGGCCAAUCCUGACCAAAGACCUCUAGUCUACCUCGUUACCAUCGCCGUUAGCGUCCAAGGCCGACCCUCUGCUGCACCCAAGAUCGACAUGGACGAGAAGUGGAUGUCAGACUGGAAACUUGUCGGUACACCGACGUUCAUCGAUGCCAUGGCUGCGCUUUCGACCAUUGUCUUUGCGUAUGCCGGCACGCCCCUUUUCUUCCCCAUCGCGGCUGAGAUGCGUGAGCCACGCCACUACACAAAGGCGAUGCUUCUCUGCCAGGGUGUCGCAACGGCGACAUACCUGAGUGUCGGAAUUAUAAUCUACUACUUUUGUGGCUCUUAUGUUGCGACGCCUGCUCUGGGCUCGGCUGGUAAGACUAUCAAGAAAGCUGCCUAUGGUCUUGCUCUACCAGGGCUUAUCGUUGGUGCGACCAUCAACACUCAUGUGACUGGAAAGUAUGCAUUCGUUCGGAUCCUUCGAGGCUCAGAGCAUCUCACAGCAAACACCUUCACCCACUGGGCCACAUGGCUGAGCAUGAUUUUCGGCACUGCUUUGUUCGCAUACAUCAUAGCAAGUGCCAUCCCGGUCUUUGGAAGUCUUGUUUCCCUCGUCGGAGCUCUGCUCGGUACUCUUCAAGCAUUCCAACCGUAUGGUUGCUUCUGGCUGUACGACAAUUGGCGCAAGGGCAAGCAGGAGAAGUCUCUACGAUGGAUCCUCAUGGUUGCAUGGAGCAUAUUUGUCAUUGUUUCAGGAACAUUCUUGAUGAUUGCUGGAACAUAUGGUUCUGUCAUUGGGGUUAUCGAGUCUGGUAAGAAAGGAGGUGGUCGUCCUUGGUCUUGUGCAGACAACUCCAACUCUGUAGGAACUUAG
Messenger RNA from Fusarium pseudograminearum CS3096, 1497 nucleotides. RefSeq lists its product as uncharacterized. Gene Ontology annotation, biological process: amino acid transmembrane transport. The coding region runs from base 1 to 1497 and encodes 498 amino acids. The record is from RefSeq and is a predicted model, not a curated record. The transcript has 4 exons. Lineage: Eukaryota; Fungi; Ascomycota; Sordariomycetes; Hypocreales; Nectriaceae. Gene Ontology annotation, molecular function: amino acid transmembrane transporter activity. Gene Ontology annotation, cellular component: vacuolar membrane.